AUGGAGACAGUCUUCUCACCGGACGCAGUCGCCCCUUUUGUGUUAGCUAUCGGUCCAUAUCAUCAGGCAAUCAAAGCAAAUGGCCUCGUGUUUCUCUCAGGUCAAAUUCCUGCGGAUCCCAAUGGAAAACUCAUCGAGGGUACUGCUACUGAAAAAGCUCAUGUAAUGUGCCGGAAUGCCCGCGCCGUGCUCGGAGCCGCUGGCUCCGGCCUGGACAAGGUGGUAAAGGUUACGAGCGCCCAGAUCUUCUUCAAGGACUUCAGAGAUUACAAGGCGGUAAAUGAUGUGUACGCCGAAUACUUCCCACACGGUCCUGCCCGCUCCUCAUGUGAGGCCAAAAAGCUCCCGGCUGGUGCUUCUAUCGAAAUGGACAUCAUUGCUUUGCAGUAA
This is a messenger RNA of Colletotrichum paranaense, 390 nucleotides long. Its product is annotated as TdcF protein. The transcript is spliced from 3 exons. The record is from RefSeq and is a predicted model, not a curated record. Lineage: Eukaryota; Fungi; Ascomycota; Sordariomycetes; Glomerellales; Glomerellaceae. Bases 1 to 390 code for a protein of 129 amino acids. Gene Ontology annotation, cellular component: cytosol. Gene Ontology annotation, molecular function: deaminase activity.